Suillus plorans is the source of this 843-nucleotide messenger RNA. RefSeq lists its product as uncharacterized. The record is from RefSeq and is a predicted model, not a curated record. The transcript has 6 exons. Bases 1 to 843 code for a protein of 280 amino acids. NCBI's taxonomy places the organism in Eukaryota, Fungi, Basidiomycota, Agaricomycetes, Boletales, Suillaceae.
AUGGUGGCUCCUCCAAACCCCUUAAACAUCAUCACUGCCCUGACUAGUGCUUUUAAAAGCCAAAAUGGCAAGGCAGCAUCGAGCAUGUGCAUAGCCCAGCUCCUCAAGCAGAACAUGGGCCAGCUUGGCAAGCUCAUGCAGCAGGGCAAGCUUACUGCCAUACAGAUCCAGCAGAGGCCUAAGAACCGGACCGAACCAGACUUUGGCAGCACUAUGAAAGAUUAUGCUGAAAAACACAAGUUUACAACCAGUGCUGCUUUGGGAAGCAGAGCUGGCACUUCAACCACAAAUGGCACUGGGGCCACUGCAACAACUGCUACUGCUUUUAAAAAUGGGUCACCGGCACCUCCUCUUACAUCUAUGCCUGGUGACAGGUAUCCUAUCAGCCAAACUCUCAACACCACCAAUCUGGGGCCAGUUCAGUGGGCAGCUGCACAGCAAGGAAGACCAACACUUACAGGUGGAAUGACUAGUGGCAGAGUGUCUGGUGAGUCAUUUGCCGGGAAAGUAGUGGUCCUGUUUGACUUAGAGGAUAAUCAACCACAGAGAAAGAAUACCCCAGGAGAUCAGAGCAUGAGAUAUUGUCAACUAGCAAAGCAUUGCAGCAAUGACACGCUUAAAGUCAAAGACCUCUCUUCAAGUUCUUCUUCCUUAUUCUUGUACCCAUUGCUCUGUCUCUUAGAACACAACCACAAUAUUUCCUUAUCUCAGGCUGCUGUAACACCUUCUGGGGCUACAGCAGCAGGAAAGAAAAAGACCCAGGGUACAUCCAUGACUUUAUGCAGUCACCACUUGGCGCAGGUGCAACAAGCAAAGAGGGAGAGCAAACUUGCAUCAUGGUAG